Molecule: messenger RNA, 588 nt
Organism: Anisakis simplex (herring worm)
Lineage: Eukaryota; Metazoa; Nematoda; Chromadorea; Rhabditida; Anisakidae
Source: the annotation of a GenBank genome assembly
AUGCGGGAUUGUCAUGAUGAGAUUUUGGUGGAUUCAUUGGGGUCUAGUCGUCUGACAUUUGGCGUGAUUUCAGCUCAGUUUGUGGUUCGUGAACCGCGAUCGACACGACAUGAGACAUCACUACCGAGACGUUCACGUCGCUACACAGUGGACAGUUCGCAAGCAGCCAGCAACCACGUACCGACUUCAUCAGAUGCCAACUUGCACACUGCGUUAAAGUCGGUACCGGAAGGAGCAACGGCCAGUGCGGUGGCGCAUGCAGACGCAUCUGACCCUUGCCCAUCGUCAACCACAACCACCACCAUCCCUAAGUCCGCAACUGUUAAUGAAUCGUUGUCACGCAAUCAUAGCGUCGAAUCGAUGAUGCUUAAUGCAUCUGCGACAUCGAAUCGUGACACUGGUCAGCCAGCUCAUGGUGCUUGUCGAACCGAUGGAACCACCACAAAAGAGCCUCACACCGUGAUGGGAUCACCGUCCCCUCCAAUCGAUAAUCUCAAAUAUUUAUCCGUUUCGCCUCCACGGUCGUGUGCAUCCUUAACCGUUCGAGCAGCGCCACGUUCAGCCAACCAAAUCUCAUCGAGGUAUUAA